AAUGAAAUAAUUUCUUUACUUAUUUAUACAGGGUAACGCAUCCACUUGGACCCAACUUCUUCAUCACUGCCUAUUCCUUCACUGCCAGGGAUUCCAACAGGCCCUCUCAGAAGCAAACACGAGGCUAUAAUUGGAUGGGUUCUAUUUUCAAAAAUACUGCAUUUAGAACAUAUAAAUAACUGAAAUGUCGGGGUUGCCAUCAGAUGUAGAUUUAUACACAAUCCACGUGAAGAAUGUGAGUGAAGUCACCGUGUUUAUAUUGAUGGGCUUCAUAGGUGAUUUUGAGGUGCAAGUCUUCCUAUUUUUUCUCUUUCUAGCAAUCUAUCUUUUCACUCUGGUAGGAAAUUUGGGACUCAUUGUAUUGGUCAUUGGGGACUACCAGCUGCACAACCCUAUGUACUAUUUUCUGAGUGUGUUAUCAUUCUUGGAUGCCUGCUAUUCUUCAGUUGUCACUCCAAAAUUGUUGAUCAAUUUCUUGUCAAAGGAUAAAACUAUUUCAUUCCUUGGAUGUGCAGCACAGAUGUUUUUCUAUGUUACAUCUGGGACCACAGAAUGCUUUCUCUUGGCUGCAAUGGCAUAUGAUCGCUAUGUAGCAAUCUACAACCCUCUGCUGUAUUCAGUUAACAUGUCACCCAGGGUCUAUGUGCCGCUCAUCGUUGCUUCCUAUCUUUGUGGCAUUUUGAAUUCUUCAGUGCACACAGGGGCGGCAUUUACUCUCUCCUUCUGUGCAUCCAAUGAAAUUAGACAUUUUUUUUGUGACAUCCCUCCUGUCCUCGCCAUUUCUUGUUCUGACACAACCAAAAACCAUCUUCUAGUCUUCUACUUUACGGGCGUUAUUGAGAUAGUUACUAUCCUGAUUGUCCUGGUCUCCUAUGGUUUCAUUCUGUUAGCCAUUCUGAGGAUGCAUUCUGCUGAAGGAAGACGAAAAGUCUUUUCUACAUAUGGCUCUCACCUAACUGGAGUGUCACUUUAUUAUGGAACAGUCUUCUCCAUGUAUGUGAGACCAAGUUCCAGCUACUCUUUGGACCGGGACAUGAUAGUGUCGAUUUUUUACAGCAUUGUCAUCCCCAUGCUGAAUCCCAUCAUCUACAGUUUAAGGAACAAAGAUGUAAAAGAGGCAGUGAAAAGAGUGUUUGGGAAAAAUUGGUUUAUCAGUAAAGUAUAUCCUUCAGAUUAA
Molecule: messenger RNA, 1177 nt
Organism: Ceratotherium simum simum (southern white rhinoceros)
Lineage: Eukaryota; Metazoa; Chordata; Mammalia; Perissodactyla; Rhinocerotidae
Product: olfactory receptor 5T1-like
Biological process (GO): G protein-coupled receptor signaling pathway
Cellular component (GO): membrane
Molecular function (GO): G protein-coupled receptor activity; olfactory receptor activity
Source: RefSeq, a predicted model, not a curated record